AUGCUGAGUAUCUUGGGUAGAGUAAGAAGGGAUAAAGAAAGGAGUAUUGUUGGUGAGGAGUAUCUUCAAGUGGUUUUUGAUAAGGCCACUUUUGCAGUUUCUGCAAUUCUGCAUCCAAGCACCUAUUUGAAUAAAAUUCUCCUUGGGAGUGAACAAGGGGGCUUGCAGCUGUGGAAUAUAAGAUCCAACAAACUCUUGUACUCAUUUCCAGGAUGGGGCUUGGGGAUCACAACUCUCGCACAAGCCCCAGCAGUAGAUGUUAUCGCAGUUGGUCUCGUAUCUGGCCAUAUCAUUAUACAUAAUAUUAAGUUUGAUGAAACUCUUAUGAAAUUCCAACAAGACUGGGGCCCCAUCACAGCAAUAUCUUUUCGUACAGGUAGGUCUUUUUAAAAUGCGUGUAACAUC
Meleagris gallopavo (turkey) is the source of this 405-nucleotide messenger RNA. Lineage: Eukaryota; Metazoa; Chordata; Aves; Galliformes; Phasianidae. The record is from RefSeq and is a predicted model, not a curated record.